Rangifer tarandus platyrhynchus (Svalbard reindeer) is the source of this 639-nucleotide messenger RNA. The record is from the annotation of a GenBank genome assembly. Lineage: Eukaryota; Metazoa; Chordata; Mammalia; Artiodactyla; Cervidae.
AUGGUGCUGUCAGCUGAGAUCCAGCGCCCCUUUUUCUCCGACCUCCUCGGCGCCAGGCCUGGCGCAAGUGCCAGGCCGGGGCUCGAGAAGCGGGAGCUGCGUGUGGCCCGAGCGCAGAGGACUCACGGGCUCCGUGCCCGGGCGGCCCAGGCAGCCUGGAGCCAGCGGAGCGGCGGGAGGCAGCGACGUUUCCGCCUCCCGGGAGGAAAGCUCACCACCCCGCUGCCCCGCACUGAGGCUUGCGACAGUGACUCGGAUCCCGAAGCCUGGCGCCCGGCGCCCCCAGGUCGCGGGCGCCGUUCCAGCGGGGUGGCCAGUGCCUCUUUCCGCGUGGGCCGCUCUUUGUUCUCGGCGUCCCGACUUUCUGGCGAGGGUGUCCCAGCCCAAGUGACCGUCGACGCCCUCCCCCUCGCGGGUGAGCCAUCCCGCAGCCAAGAGUGGCCGGAGAGACCCGGGUCUCGCCGGGGCAGUGAGGCGCUUGCGCGGGGACUGAGCCGCCGCUGGCCGCGCGCUUUCCGGCAGCCCGGGAACCGGCAACUCGGCUUCUGGGCGUGCGCGGAGCCUGCGCGCUCUGGACGCUCAGCCUCGACGCCCGUCCGACCUGGUCUGGUCCCCGACAGCGCCCCCUCCUGGGGCUAA